CAUGAUCAAUAUGGCGUGGCGAGAAAUAUAUGAAACAACAUGCCAUGUAUGACUCAUUUUCUAAGAAGUGUAACUUCCGUACGAUGGGAAAGUAGAAGAAUCCACCAGUUUCAACCAUUCUAAACGAUCUAACAGGCAGUAGGGAACAUGUUUAAUUCAGUGAAACACAGUAGUGCCCUUAUGAACAUACCUUCAUGCAACUACUUGGCACAUGAGUGCAGUGGACAGUGUGUGGAGGGAUAUGACUACUGCAUCAGACACAUCUUGGAAGACAAGACUGCCCCCUACCGACUCUGUGGCUAUGUGUAUUCAGGCAAUGGGCGCCGAUGUGUUAUGCCUACCCUAAAGGGAGAUAAACGGGAAUCUGGAUUCUGUGCAGAGCAUGCACGCAAGGCACAGCUAGCCAGGCAGAAGUCGUCACGCAGACAUGUACCACCACCCAGUUCUGAGUCUCUUCUUCUUAGCCUCUCACACUACAGCAAGACAGAAUACAACUCUGCAGCCGCAGCACCUGGUGGUGGUCUGAGGAAAUCAGUGGACAGCAGCAAGAGGUUCGUGGGAGCAGGUAGUGGAGAUUCAAAUAGUCGGCAGAGCAGCCUGGAUGGGAAAGAAGGUGAAACACAGGAGGAUUCACAAGACUAUGUCACCAGGGCCCUCAACCCAUUUGUGGAAAUGGAUGCAGUGAGGGUCAACAGUGCAGCAAGCCGAAUCCUAGAUUAUGCCAGUGAAUCUGACAGUGAUGUAGAAGUCACUGUACGAGGUGAAACAGCAGAAAAUGCCUCAUCAGAUGCUGAGAGUGUUGAUAGUCAGAUGGAAGAUCUCUUCAAGCAUGCUGGAGUGUACACAGCCGAGGAAGUGACAUUGGUGACAAGGGACAAAUUGAUUCGGCUGCAGUCUCUAUAUAUAGAGCAGUUCCGUCGGCUGCAACACAUACUGAAGGAAAGACGGAGGCGCUACCUGCAUGCCCUGAAGCGUGAAAAGGAGACACUUUCAAGCAUCCACAACCAGAGUCGAGAAUCUGUGCGGGAACAGAAGUUGUAUGAGAAACUACGCUCACUGAAUCAUUACCAUAAGAGAAGUGGAGUUGAGGCAGUGCUUCACAAGAAGGCCUUGGAACGACGAGCUCAUGCCACUGAGGGUGUCAACAUUCGACCUGCACCCACAGCCAAGUGCAUCUUCACUGAAGGUGGUGUAAAGUGUGGAGAACGCACACUGCCAGUUGCCAAACACUGCCUGAAGCACAUCCUUGAGGACACACACCAAGUUCUCUUUCGCCCUUGUGGUUGUCGGAGGGCAGAUUUUGUGUGUCGAGAACCGGUACCCAGUAUCUUGGAGGGAGCGUCAUGUGUUUAUCACACUAACCUGCCCCCACCACCACCACCUCUGCCAGCAGCAAAUUUAGGUUUGAAGAUUGAAAAUGGCAGUGAAGAAACAAUGGAAACCUCACUCUCUGCUAAGAAUAAUCCUUUACAGGCUAAAGUGAGCACGACUUCACCAUCCACUCAAGAUGCACUGCUAUUUGGGAACCAUAUGACAUCCAGACAAAGCUUGAAGGAUCCGGGGGAGAGCAGUGGAGCACAAUCCAUCAGUGACAAGACCACAGCAGAGAGUAUGCAGGAUUGUAAAGGAGAAAAUAAUGGUAUGGAUGAUACAGCGGUUGCAGAGAUUGAAGCCCUUAAUAGAAGAAGUGAAACUGACAUGACAACCAACAGUUCGUAAUUGUUAAAAAUAAAUAUGAAUGUUUAUGAGUCAGAAAGAAAAGACACAUCACCAGCAGAAGUUACUGUAUUGUAUUAACUUUUUGUGAUCUGAGUCAAUUUCACAAAUAAAUAUUUGAUUAUAUUAUUUUA
Messenger RNA from Cryptotermes secundus, 1850 nucleotides. RefSeq names its product KAT8 regulatory NSL complex subunit 2 (gene dgt1). NCBI's taxonomy places the organism in Eukaryota, Metazoa, Arthropoda, Insecta, Blattodea, Kalotermitidae. The transcript has 9 exons. Gene Ontology annotation, cellular component: NSL complex. The record is from RefSeq and is a predicted model, not a curated record. The coding region runs from base 148 to 1719 and encodes 523 amino acids.